This is a messenger RNA of Endocarpon pusillum Z07020, 633 nucleotides long. RefSeq lists its product as uncharacterized. NCBI's taxonomy places the organism in Eukaryota, Fungi, Ascomycota, Eurotiomycetes, Verrucariales, Verrucariaceae. The transcript is spliced from 3 exons. Gene Ontology annotation, biological process: intermembrane lipid transfer; ceramide transport. The record is from RefSeq and is a predicted model, not a curated record. Gene Ontology annotation, cellular component: membrane; cytoplasm; cytosol. Gene Ontology annotation, molecular function: ceramide 1-phosphate transfer activity; ceramide 1-phosphate binding. The coding region runs from base 1 to 633 and encodes 210 amino acids.
AUGGCUAGCACUAUUCUGAUUCCACCAGGCGGGACCUGGUUUGAUACGCACAGGAAGUCCUUCAUAGAUGUGCCAAUUGACUCGGGUGAUCAAGGGAUCGCCACAACCGAGUUCCUAGAGGCGGCAGAAGCAACAACCACACUAUUUGACCUUCUCGGUUCCGUUGCUUUCACACCUGUCAAGAAUGACAUGCUCGGCAACAUCAAGAAAAUACGAGAACGACAACUCGACUCCCCCGAACAAUGCUCUACCCUCCAGUCCCUCGUCAAGUCCGAACUUGCAACGAAGAAGCACACCGCCACCGAAGGUCUCCUCUGGCUGACCAGAGGCCUGGAUUUCACCGCCCAAGCUCUCCGCGCAGACAUUGCUUGCAGUGGAUCGCAAGAGCUUUCAGCAUCUUUCCGCAGUGCUUAUAAGUCUACUUUGGCACCACACCACAGCUUCAUGGUGAAACCGAUCUUCAGCGCGGCUAUGAGCGCAACACCAUAUCGGAAGGAUUUCUAUGCUAAGAUGGUGGCAGGAGGAACUGACUCUAAGAAGCUUGAUGAUGCAAAGACGGUAUGGUUAGAGGCGUUGGAGCAAAGAGUGCAGAUUCUAAAGACAUUCAUGGCGAGCAAAGAAGCAAAAUGGUGA